AUGCUUAUUGAAGAAAAAAAAGAAACAAAUACAUAUAUUUCAAAGUAUAAAGAAAUCCAAAAAUACUUAAAAGAAAGUUUAGAUCAUAGAAAUGAUAUAAAUAAAUAUUGGAAAGAAAAUAGUAUUAAAUAUCCAACAUUAUAUUCAAUUGUAAGAAAUGUACUUUCAGUUGCUUCUUCGUCCGUUGAAAUUGAAAGAACAUUUUCGGGUGCUAAAUUGUUGGUUACAGACAACAGAUCAAAUUUGGGUUGGGAAAGAAUAGAACAAUGUGUGUUAUUAAGGGAAUGGGCAAACAUUUCAAGA
This is a messenger RNA of Dictyostelium purpureum, 303 nucleotides long. RefSeq lists its product as uncharacterized. The transcript has a single exon. The record is from RefSeq and is a predicted model, not a curated record. The annotation marks the transcript as partial. NCBI's taxonomy places the organism in Eukaryota, Evosea, Eumycetozoa, Dictyosteliales, Dictyosteliaceae. Gene Ontology annotation, molecular function: protein dimerization activity.